This is a messenger RNA of Manis pentadactyla (Chinese pangolin), 2926 nucleotides long. It is a transcript of the gene HARBI1, whose product is annotated as harbinger transposase derived 1. The record is from RefSeq and is a predicted model, not a curated record. NCBI's taxonomy places the organism in Eukaryota, Metazoa, Chordata, Mammalia, Pholidota, Manidae. The coding region runs from base 279 to 1328 and encodes 349 amino acids. The transcript has 3 exons.
GGCACUGACUCGGAGUGGGCGGUGCCUAUGCCGAGGGCCUGAGCUGCUUUAGCCCUGCGGCGCUGUCCGGAGGAGGUCCUAACCUGGCGUGGCGGUUGGGGAGUGUGGCUUGUAACCUGACAGCCGCAAAGAGAGAGAAGAUUAUAAAUGCCAGAGCCAUUUCACUGAUGGUUUGCUUUUGAAUUCUGACACGUCCUUAAAUACCUUCUUGCAUGUUUUCACUGGAAAGGGUUCAGGAAAAGUAGCAGAGGGGAGGAGAGACAACAUUUAUAUGCACCAUGGCUAUACCAAUAACAGUGCUUGACUGUGAUCUCUUGCUGUAUGGCCGAGGUCACCGGACAUUGGACCGCUUUAAGCUGGAUGAUGUGACUGAUGAAUAUUUGAUGUCCAUGUAUGGGUUUCCUCGACAGUUCAUUUAUCACUUGGUGGAGCUCUUGGGGACAAGUCUUUCCAGACCUACUCAGAGAUCCAGGGCUAUUAGCCCAGAGACACAGAUCCUUGCAGCACUGGGCUUCUAUACCUCAGGUUCCUUCCAGACUCGGAUGGGAGAUGCUAUCGGAAUCAGUCAGGCAUCUAUGAGUCGAUGUGUUGCCAAUGUCACCGAAGCACUCGUGGAAAGAGCCUCACAGUUCAUUCGCUUUCCAGCUGAUGAAGCCUCCCUGCAGGCUCUGAAGGAUGAAUUCUAUGGGUUGGCAGGGAUGCCAGGGGUGUUAGGAGUGGUUGACUGUAUCCAUGUGGCAAUUAAGGCACCAAAUGCUGAAGACCUCUCCUAUGUGAACCGCAAAGGUCUGCAUUCUUUAAACUGCCUGAUGGUAUGUGAUAUCCGAGGGACACUAAUGACUGUGGAGACCAGCAGGCCAGGUAGCCUACAGGACUAUGCUGUGCUGCAGCAGUCUUCUCUCAAUAGUCAGUUUGAAGCCAGAAUGCACAAAGAUAGCUGGCUGCUUGGUGACAGUUCAUUCUUUCUCCAUACCUGGCUCAUGACCCCACUUCACAUUCCUGAAACUCCAGCCGAAUAUCGCUAUAAUAUGGCCCAUUCUGCAACUCACAGUGUGAUUGAGAAGACUUUCCGCACCCUCUGCUCCCGAUUCCGCUGCCUGGAUGGAUCCAAGGGUGCAUUGCAGUACUCACCGGAGAAGUCUAGCCACAUCAUCUUGGCUUGCUGUGUCCUCCACAACAUCUCCCUGGAGCAUGGGAUGGAUGUUUGGUCCUCUCCAAUGACAGGACCCCUUGAACAGCCUGCUGAGGAAGAGUAUGAACAUAUGGAGUCCCUAGACCUAGAGGCUGACCAUAUCCGUCAGGAGCUGAUGCUCACUCAUUUUAGCUAAUGUGAAAGGUGGGGAAGAGAGAAACUUUCCAUAGUUGUAAUAACUUUCAUCCUCACCACCUCCUACACAGUUCCAUCAUCUAACAUGACUAAGUGUGUGGACCCUUGUCACAAAUUGACAUUUAAUCUCGUGUUUUAGAAGGGAUGGGGCUAUGCCAGAAUAUCUUGAUUCUUUUGCAAAUUUACCAACUAAACCAAAACCAAGACAACAGUUCCCAGCUAUCCACUGGACUCCAGGUUGAGUACACUUGUUUAAAAGCUCACUGGUUGUAGACAUUUCUGAUUGUGCCUACAAAAUCAAAACAAAGGGGAAUAUAGAAUCUAGCCAGAAAACUUUUUUUUUGUUUCAAUUACUUAGAGAUUUCAAAUGAAAACAGUAUUUUUCCUGAAUUAUUUGGGUGAUGUUUUAGUUUUUCUACUUUGCUGCCUAUAAAAGUCUCAUCUGAGGCAGGUGUUAAAGAGUAAAUUGAAGAUAGGGAAUGGUCUUUUGACAUAAGUAAAUGGCUAUGAAUCUGAGUUUGGAGCUUUGUGUUUAUAAGAGGAUAUUAGGGGCAUUCUGAAACUACACCUUUAGUCUUUCUGCAAUAAUUGGACUGUAACUUGCACCUAGUUCCUAGGGAGGACAUUUGGACUCUAAUCUCCUAUUGCCAAUCCAAAUAGGAGUUAGAGGCUAAAUGGGUAUAAGAACUCAAUCAAUGUAAAGAAGACGAGUCAAACAUAGAUAAAAUAGCAAGCUUACACUUUACAGGAAAUCUAAAGAUGCUGAUAGAUUGCUGCACAGAGGAGAUUGACCCAGAUUGUGAUAGCUCACAUCUAAAUUACAUUCUUGUGAUCAUGAUGUUAGAAUAUCUCUUUGGCCAUUCUGCUUUGAAAUUCCUUGUACAGAAAGAAGGUUUGGGAUAAAGAAGUCAUGUGAAAGUAUUAAAAAGGAGAGGUAAAAGGAAUAUAAUUUCUUAUCUUGAAAUGAAUUUUGGAUUUAGACCUACUUGAAUAUCUUACAUGCAAAGUGAUGGACAGAAUUUCCCAGGAAAUAAAAAAUCCCCUACCAAGUCUUGUUCUAAAAUUAUACUGAAAAUCAUACUAGAUUAUGUGAAAAUAACCUGAUUGGAACAAUAAAAGUGUGAAUUUGGUUCAUACACUAGUACCUUUACUAGGACAGAAAAGAGAAUUUCCUGAGGUUGUCUUAUUCCCAGUUUCUCAUCCACUCACCAUGGGAUACCUCUGAAUUGUCCUCUUGGAUCAUUUCCAACCUGACUUUGGCGUUGUUAAUCUGGUGAUUUGCAAAGUAAAGAAUUGAACAGCUGAUGAUAGAGGAAAUUUGGAAAUAAAUUGAGGGUGACUCAUCCCCAAGAGUAAAAACAAUUAUGGAUUAUUAUCUUCUGUUUAGUUCUACUCCAAAAGCUAUUUCCCCUCAUCAUCCUACUCUUUGAGCUUAAUAUGUACAAUGAUGUCUUUGAGAUGGGAGUGGAAGGCAACUGGGAACUUUAGCUCUAUUCAUUGUGCAAUAGAGAUGUCCUGGUACUUUUUUUUUCUUUGUAAAGUUUAACUUGUGACCCAAGCUGGUUUUGUCUCUGUCAUAAAGCAAUAUUUUAACUCUCA